ACUCACUUCCGCGUUACUGUACUGAAUGGAUUUUAUGAAACUGGUCUGUUAAGGUUAAAUUGUACUAGUUUGGGCUCGCUGUUGCGAUUUUCGGAAAAGUUAGAAGAAGUGUUUUAUAGACUAAACAAAAUGUUUAACUAGUUAUUUUAUAAACAGACGUGAUAACAAAAACUGGACGUGAAAUAAUCCGCGAAUUAAAUUUCAAUUCAAGUGACUACAUCAUAACUGAAAGAUGUUAAAAGCGAUUAUCCUAAUUGGGGGCCCUCAAAAAGGUACCAGGUUCCGCCCCCUGUCAUUUGAGGUGCCCAAACCUCUUUUCCCUGUAGCAGGAGUUCCAAUGCUGCAACAUCACAUUGAAGCCUGUGCCCAAGUUCCUGAUAUGAAGGAGAUCAUACUAAUAGGCUUUUAUCAGCCCAACGAUGAGCUGAACCGCUUCAUUUAUUCUGCUCAGCAGGAGUUUAAAAUCCCAAUCAGGUACCUGCAGGAGUUUGCUGCUCUGGGUACAGGUGGUGGGAUCUAUCACUUUCGUGACCAAAUCCUGUCCGGGGGCCCGGCUGCUUUUUUCCUCAUGAAUGCAGAUGUAUGCUCAGAGUUCCCCUUGCUAGAAAUGCUCCAGUUCCACCGUCAGCAUGGUGAAAAUCAUUGUGGAGUCCUACUUGGAACUACAGCAAAUCGAACACAAUCUCUGAACUACGGCUGCAUUGUGGAAAACCAUGAGACAAAUGAGGUGCUCCAUUUUGUAGAGAAACCCAGUACUUUUGUAAGCGACAUCAUCAACUGUGGCAUCUAUUUGUUCACCCCAGAUAUUUUUGCCCAUAUUGGGAAAGUUUUCCAGAGGAACCAACAAGAGAAGAUCCAGGAAGAGCUCACUCAUGGCAGGCAGAUGCCAGAGGUGGUUCGGCUGGAACAGGACAUUUUUACAGCCCUAGCAGGACAGAAAAAACUCUUUGUCUAUAAAACACAGCACUUCUGGAGUCAGAUAAAGUCUGCAGGGUCAGCAAUAUAUGCUAGUCGCUUGUACCUCAAACAGUAUCAUCAGACUCAUCCGGAGAGACUGGCCACAAACCAAGGUGGAACCCCCAAAAUAACAGGAGAUGUUUAUAUCCAUCCUACUGCAAACAUUGAUCCUUCUGCUGUGUUAGGUCCUAAUGUUUCCAUUGGCAAAGGGGUGACAAUUGGAGGAGGUGUAAGAGUGAGGGAGUCCAUCAUUUUACAUGGAGCCGUGUUACAGGACCACUGUUGUGUGUUGAACAGUAUUGUUGGCUGGGACAGCACAGUGGGGAAGUGGGCAAGAGUGGAAGGAACUCCAAGUGACCCUAAUCCCAAUGACCCGUAUGCCAAGAUAGACAGUGAGACUCUGUUCAGGGACGGAGGUCUGACCCCAUCCAUCACCAUCCUUGGCUGCAAUGUGAAUAUUCCAUCAGAGGUCAUCAUUCGAAACUCUAUCGUCUUGCCUCAUAAAGAUCUCAACAGGAGCUUCAAAAACCAGAUCAUUCUCUAAAAGACACUUUUCUCUUUUCUUGGGAAUAAAUAUUGCACAAUGGGGGAUGUAGAAAGUAUAUAGUAUUGUUUAUAGUUUAUUUUUAUGUAAUGUUUAGGUACUUGGAGAAAAUGUGUCUACAUAUGGAAGCAGAUUGUAUUACAGUAGUAUAGUGUAAAUUAUAUGGUUGAACAACUGGGGAUUUUCCUGAUAAAUUUCAGGAUUGGAUAUUUUGUAUUUAAUGACUCUGCUGAUACACCAGCCUUACACGCACUGACACAACAUUAGAUUUGAGUGUUAAUGGUUUUAUUCUUAAUAACAAAUGACACAUAUUAUACCUGUAUUGCCUUUUCCACAAAAUGAUGAGAGAUUAGGUCAUUUUUGUUUGUCUUUCUUUAGAAAAUGACAAAUUUGAAGGGACAUAGUGUUUUUUUGGGCAGAAACAAAACUUUUGUUGUUGUUGAUUAUCGCUUUAUUCUGUUACAACAGUUUAUUAAAAUAAUCUUAACACAA
Molecule: messenger RNA, 1993 nt
Organism: Danio rerio (zebrafish)
Lineage: Eukaryota; Metazoa; Chordata; Actinopteri; Cypriniformes; Danionidae
Gene: gmppab
Product: GDP-mannose pyrophosphorylase Ab
Biological process (GO): GDP-mannose biosynthetic process
Molecular function (GO): transferase activity
Source: RefSeq, marked provisional